AUGCUUCAACAAGAGAAGACAAAUGCCGCUCAAGCAGAAUUAAAAUCUAUGAUACAAGCUCUCCAUGAUGACAUGAAGGAAAGAAUAGGGAAAGUAGAAGAGAAAAUAGAAAAAGUAGAAGAUAAAUUAGAGAACCUCCAACAAAUAAUGGUGAAAAAUGAGCAGCGUAUACAAAAAGUAGAAGAAAAAGUUGAAUCAACAGAAAAAAGAGUGGGAGAGCUUGAUUACAGACUUACAAUGGCAGACCAAAAUAAAGAAAAAACAAUAAUGUCUCUGGAGAUGGACAUGGACGAAUGUAUGCAGUGCCAAGAUGAUCAAUAUAGAAGCCAGAGCAAUGACAGCUGCUUCCCCAAGGUCGUAACAUUCCUUUCCUAUGAAGAGCCAUUAGGAAUGAGUUUAGUCUCAAUAGUCCUUUGUUUUUCACUCGUCACAGUCUUGGUGUUUAUUGCUUUUAUUAAGCACAGCGAUACUGCCAUAGUCAAAGCCAAUAACCGAGAACUCACUUACACUCUUCUUUCCUCUCUCCUCCUCUGCUUCCUCUGUUCUUUCUUAUUCCUUGGCCACCCCAACAAAGUCACUUGCUUCAUUCGCCAUGUUGCUUUUGGUAUCAUCUUUACUGUCGCGGUAUCUUGUGUGUUGGCCAAAACCAUCACUGUGGUCCUUGCUUUCAUGGCCACCAAACCAGGAUCCAACGUGAGGAGGUGGAUGGGAAAAAGGCUGGCCAACACCAUUGUCCUUUCCUGCACUUUCAUUCAAGCUGGCAUUUGUACUGUAUGGCUUGCCUUUGCUCCUCCGUACCCCAGGUUGGACAUGAAAUCUCUUCCAAGUGAGAUAAUAGCAGAGUGCAACGAAGGCUCUACCUUCAUGUUUUACUUUGUCUUAGGCUACAUGGGACUUCUGUCCGUCAUCAGUUUCAUUGUGGCUUUCCUGGCUAGAAAGCUGCCAGAUGCUUUCAAUGAAGCUAAGUUCAUCACUUUCAGCAUGCUCAUGUUUUGCAGUGUUUGGUUGACUUUUAUCCCUACUUAUUUGAGCACCAAAGGAAAGUGGAGACAGUUUUCCAAGUCAGGUCUUCAAGCUUUCUGUGGACCUUGGGUAAAAGUAGCCAAUCCAAGGGAUGAGGCAGCAAUGGCUACAUCCAGAGAAAAGGUCUUCUCGUCGGCUCUGAUGCUAGUAGUGUUACUCCUGAUGUUGCCCCAAAUAUCAUGUGCCAAAUCCAGCAUCAACUGCCCCUUGAUUGAGGUGCAGCCGGUUCCUCACGAAUGGCAUAAACCUGGGGAUCUCAUCAUUGGUGGCAUGGCUUCUCAAAUCGUUUGCUUUUUCCCUGCAGUUAACUUUGAGCGACACCCUUACACAGAUCUAAAUAUGGAACUUGCAGUGUAA
Messenger RNA from Thamnophis sirtalis, 1380 nucleotides. Lineage: Eukaryota; Metazoa; Chordata; Lepidosauria; Squamata; Natricidae. The record is from RefSeq and is a predicted model, not a curated record.